CGCGCCGGAAACAGGCUGGGCUUCGGCGCAGCGGUGCGGCUGCCCGACCGCUGGGCGGGUGCUGCCAUGCCGGUCACCGGGAAGACUUUCCGCCGGCGCCGGGCCGACUCGGAGUCAGAGGAAGAUGAACAGGACUCAGAGGAGGUUAGAUUAAAACUGGAAGAAACCCGAGAGGUGCAGAACUUGAGAAAGAGGCCCAAUGGGGUGAGUGCUGUGGCCCUGCUGGUGGGGGAGAAAGUACAGGAAGAGACAACUCUAGUGGAUGAUCCCUUUCAGAUGAAGACAGGUGGGAUGGUGGACAUGAAAAAACUGAAGGAGAGGGGCAAGGAUAAGAUCAGUGAAGAAGAAGACCUACACCUGGGGACAUCGUUUUCCGCAGAAACCAACAGAAGGGAUGAGGAUGCAGACAUGAUGAAAUACAUUGAAACGGAGCUGAAGAAAAGGAAAGGGAUUGUGGAACACGAGGAACAGAAAGUUAAGCCAAAGAAUGCAGAGGACUGUCUUUAUGAACUUCCGGAAAACAUCCGCGUUUCCUCAGCAAAGAAAACCGAGGAGAUGCUCUCUAACCAGAUGCUGAGCGGCAUCCCUGAGGUGGACCUUGGCAUUGAUGCCAAAAUAAAAAAUAUCAUUUCCACGGAGGAUGCCAAGGCCCGACUGCUGGCAGAGCAGCAGAAUAAGAAGAAAGACAGUGAGACAUCCUUCGUGCCCACCAACAUGGCUGUGAACUAUGUGCAGCACAACCGAUUUUAUCAUGAGGAGCUCAACGCCCCCAUUCGGAGAAACAAAGAGGAACCUAAAGCUCGACCCUUGAGAGUGGGUGACACAGAGAAGCCAGAGCCUGAGCGGUCUCCUCCUAACCGCAAGCGCCCUGCUAACGAGAAGGCCACCGAUGACUAUCACUAUGAGAAGUUCAAGAAGAUGAACAGGCGGUACUGA
Orycteropus afer afer is the source of this 936-nucleotide messenger RNA. It is a transcript of the gene CUNH9orf78, whose product is annotated as chromosome unknown C9orf78 homolog. Lineage: Eukaryota; Metazoa; Chordata; Mammalia; Tubulidentata; Orycteropodidae. Gene Ontology annotation, biological process: mRNA splicing, via spliceosome. Gene Ontology annotation, cellular component: spliceosomal complex. The record is from RefSeq and is a predicted model, not a curated record.